UACAGGAAGGUAGGAUGUUGGAGACAAAUAGAAAAUGUAUGGGGGGGUCCAUCUUUUAAGAGACACUAUUUGACUGUCCCUUGAGUGCAGGUCUCUUAAUACAUGUUUGACUGUAACUUGAAAUUGAGCUUGAAAAUGAUCUUCCUCUCUCUCCCCCACCUCUCUCUCUCUCCCUCUCAUCAGGUCCUGUGGCUCUACUCCAACAACAUCAGCUCCAUCAAACCCGAUUCCUUCAGCGACAUGCGAGAUCUGGAGGAGCUGGACCUGGGGGAUAACCCCUCCCUGCGCACCCUCCAUCCUGACUCCUUCCGGGGGCUGGACAAGCUGCAGAGCCUGCACAUAUACCGCUGCCAGCUGGGGACCCUGCCCGGAAACAUCUUCAAAAAACUCUACAGCCUGCAGUUCCUUUACCUGCAGGACAACCUGCUGCAACACAUCCAGGACAAUCUCUUCUCAGACCUGGUGAAUCUCACUCACCUCUUCCUCCACGGCAACCAAAUCCGAGUCCUGUCUGAAAAUGUCUUCAGAGGGCUGGUCAACCUGGACAGGCUCCUCCUCCACGAGAACCGAGUGCGACAGGUCAACCGCAAAGCCUUCAGGGACCUGGGUCAUCUCACCACCCUGUUCCUCUUCAACAACGCCCUAACAGACCUCCCUGCUUCGGCCCUCUCCGAUCUCUCAUCCCUGCAGUUCCUCAGACUCAACGGAAACCCCUGGAGCUGCUCCUGCCAGGCCCGCCCUCUCUGGGAAUGGUUCUGUCAGGUCCGGAUCUCCAGCUCCGAGCUCCUCUGCGCCGGUCCCGAGGAGAGGAAAGGUCUAGAUUUGAGGUUCUUGAGAGAAAUCGAUUUCGCUCCCCUGCCCCAUGAUGCCUUACUAUCCGAGAGCCCGCGUCACUUACACCUUCAGAACCAGAACGAGAUGGUGGUUCCCCAAAUCGGGCAAGGCAAGCGGGGGGAAUUCGGACAAAUCUAA
Molecule: messenger RNA, 972 nt
Organism: Acipenser ruthenus (sterlet)
Lineage: Eukaryota; Metazoa; Chordata; Actinopteri; Acipenseriformes; Acipenseridae
Product: reticulon-4 receptor-like 2
Exons: 2
Coding region: 103-972 (289 amino acids)
Cellular component (GO): plasma membrane
Molecular function (GO): protein binding
Source: RefSeq, a predicted model, not a curated record